AUGGGAAACUGUUUGAAAGUCUUAACCAAAAAGACGCAAGGCCCUACGACAAAAGCUGAAAAAGUAAAAAAAUUAUCGCUAAAAGAUACACACCAAUUAGAUGCUAGCAAUGUAGAGAUUUUGCACGCUGAUGGGAAUACCUCUGCUUAUAUAUGCAAAUACGAAAAAAACGAAGAAGUGAAUGCGAAUGAGUUAUUGAUCAUGUAUUUUGAAGGAUUUGAUGGGAGAAAAGAAGAAGUGCAAAUCGUCGCUGGAGAAAGGGUCAGUACACUGAGGACCAAAGCUAAAGCAAUUAUGGGAUUAGAUGACAUCCACAUGGUUUUAGACGGAAAAGUGCUUGAGGACAAAUUUCUGUUGAACCAGUAUAAGGUGUCACAGGGUGCUGUGAUUGAUGUAAUCCCAGUCUACUCGCCUUAA
Blepharisma stoltei is the source of this 417-nucleotide messenger RNA. Lineage: Eukaryota; Ciliophora; Heterotrichea; Heterotrichida; Blepharismidae. The record is from the annotation of a GenBank genome assembly.